Molecule: messenger RNA, 2355 nt
Organism: Pelecanus crispus (Dalmatian pelican)
Lineage: Eukaryota; Metazoa; Chordata; Aves; Pelecaniformes; Pelecanidae
Source: RefSeq, a predicted model, not a curated record
GUGCCAGGGCGUCUCCGCCGGUGUUGACAUAAGCGUCGAGGAUAAAGAGAAGCGCCCGGGCCGAGGGGCGCAGAGUUCACCGAUACUGCCGGGCGCGUCCCACCGCCGUGAAGCGUUGCUGCUGGCUGCCCGUGGCUGCGAGUAUGUUAAGGGACUCUGUGAACCUGAACUAGAAGAAAAGGAGUACUACCCAAAGGACAUGCACUGCAUCUUUGUUGGUGCACAGAGCCUGUUCCUUAACAGUCUUAUUCAGGAUACCUGUGCUGAUAUAACAGUUCUGGAAAUAGGAUUGCUCAGUAUUAAGGGGGGUGCAGAAGCUGUUGUUAUGGCUCAAAGUCACGUUCAGCAGUUUGUGAAGCUUUUUGAGAAUAAUGAAAGCUUAUUAAGCGACAAUGAAUCAGAGAUUAAAAAGCAAUUCAGACGAUUUGUGGAAGCGCAUGCAGAUAAAUAUACAAUGGAUUUACUGAUUUUGCCUAGCUCGCUAAAAAGAGAACUCCUAGCUCUCACGCAAACUGAAUGUUGUGAAGUGGAGAGCAAUAUCAUAGAUCUUACAGGUUCUGAAAGCCCGACAGAGCUUUUACAAAACAAAACCUCCAAAGUAACCUCUACAAACAGAGAUGGAAGAGCAGGUGGUGAGGAAGCAAGAAACAAUGCUGGGACACCUGUAACUGAGCUUACAAAGCAAAUGGACACUGUGUUUUCUGAUGCUGCUGAAACAAGUUUUGUUCCCAUAAAUGUUGUGCCUAUGUUAGAGGCAGUGCCUAAAGAAAGGCAGUCAUGUAAAAGAAGAUCUUCUGAUGAUGAGGAAAGGCUCCCUAAAAAGCAGUUCUCUUUAGAAAAUGAUCAGGAAGUGAAAUCUGCUUCAGGCAGUAAUCCUUCAGACAGUGAUCCAGUUAUUGAUCUGCUUUCGGAUAGCUGCGGCGAAUCAGAUGAUCCCAGUUACUGCCUUAAAGAAGGUGAUGAUAUCAGUGAGGAAAUGGAAUAUAAGAUUCUUGUGAACUUUUUCAGAACAAUGGGAUAUUCCCAAAAUAUUGUAGAAAAAGUUAUUGGUAUCCUAGGACAAUCUGUGGAACCAUUAACAUUGCUAGAAGAAAUAGAAAAGGAAAAUGUAAAAUUUCAAAAAGAACAUGAGCAGUCGUCUCAAAAGCCUAGAACUAUCAAUCCUCAUUUAGGAAGUAAUGGAAAUGAUUCGCAAAAGCUAGAAGACAAAGGCAUUUCUAGCAAUAAAAGUCCACUUAAAUCCAGUCAUACUUCAAAGGAGACAAAAAAUGAAUAUCACAAAGUAAGAGAUUCACCAAGCGUGCAAGUUGAUGCAGAAGAUAAAAUGCAUAUGUUGGUAUGCAAACCUGCUUCUCCUUCCAGUAAAAAUUCAGCUAUGUGCUAUGAACAGAGAGACAUUUAUUGCCCUGGUAAGAAUCACAGUUCAAGGUCAAGUGAUAUAGAAACUGAUGGUGGUGUAACUUUUGGCACUAGACAAGCUGGAGCUCUAAAAGAUGUUGAUUUUGUAGCCAGAGGGAGCUCAGAUGUGCAGCGUAUCUCAACUAAGACUAAAACUGCAGUUCAGCAAAAAUCUGCAGGGCCCUCAACUGUACAGAAUAGUCAUCCUGGUUUUGAGGACCAAUUAGGACACUGCAGCUCUUCUUCUCAAGUGAGAUGUCUCAAUCGACGCCUUCCCCAAACCUCAAAUUCUGAAAAUCCUAUCCUAGACCAGGUAUUGUCUUCACAGAUACAUCCUUCAAAUUCUGAUAGAGAGACGGUGGGACCACACAGACAUCAUCCUGAUCCUUCAGUUACUGGAGUUCAAAGAUUUUUGGAAUCUCUGAAAAAGCCAUACAGACUGGAGUUGAAAAAUGAACCUGGGAAACCAUAUUUAAAACAUAUCAUUAUUGAUGGAAGCAAUGUUGCAAUUUCUCAUGGUCUAAGGAAAUUCUUCUCCUGUCGAGGGAUUGCAAUAGCUGUUGACUACUUUUGGAAACGUGGCCACAGAAAUAUUACCGUGUUUGUUCCACAGUGGAGAACAAGACGUGAUCCUCACAUUACAGAGCAGGAUUUCUUAACACAGCUCCAGGAUGUUGGAAUAUUGUCUUUAACCCCUGCAAGGAUGGUUUUAGGAGCCAGAAUUGCUGCUCAUGAUGACAGGUUUUUAUUACACCUUGCUGAUAAAACUGGAGGUGUUAUUGUGACUAAUGACAACUUCAGAGAAUUUGUGACGGAAUCACAUGCCUGGAGAGAAAUUAUUCAAAAAAGGUUGCUCCAGUACACUUUUGCUGGUGACAUAUUCAUGGUUCCUGAUGAUCCUUUGGGAAGAAAUGGACCUAGAUUAGAUGACUUCCUUCGAAGUGAAGGCUGUUCUAG